AGAGCACAUCGUCCCUGGGCCCGGGCGCGGCGGGACAGCCACCCCCCACCAUGCAGCAGGAAGCGGUCAGCUGCCGCAUGAGCGGCGCGGCCGGGGAGCCCGGCGCCCCGGGGGCCAUCACCCUGGAGGACCUGGACAGCAUGGCCGAGGAGCCGAGCCCCGACUCGGCUUAUGACAGCACCGGCUGCAGCCAGGGGGACGACGCCGAGCAGGAGCGCCUGCUCAGCUACUGGCAGAGCGUGGGCAGGGGGCACCAGGUGGACGUGCCCGGGGACAUGGCAGAGCCAAUCCAGCAACUGACGAGAAAUCAACAUCAGGAGAGAGAAAGUAUCCCAUUUACACUGAUACACCGCAAAGAAAAGUUUGGGGAAGUGCUUUACGAAAAACGUCAGUAUGGAAAAGCUAAAUGGGCUUGUAUUAAAAUGCAAGAAGAACAGUAUGAACAGAGCAUAUGUCUGGGAUUCAUGAAGCUUAUGAAAUAUAUUUGUGAGCAGAACUCUUCAGGAUUGUACUUGGGGAUGACUAUACCCAUUGUGACUCUAGUGCAUACUAAUGAAUCUCACUCAGAGUUAACACGUUCAGUGACAGUCGCAUACUACCUGCCUGAACUACUGCAGGAGCAGCCACCUCAGCCUUAUGAUUCUGACAUAAUUAUUGAAGAGUGGCCUCCUACUGUUGUUUAUACUAGGAGCUUCAGAGGGGUCACCAAUGAAGACUCUAUAAUGAGAGAAAUAAACUUCUUGGCAGAACUUCUGGAGAGCCCUGAGCUAUGUUUGCAGAAUAUAUUCAUUGUUGCAGGAUACACCAAUCCAGCUGCCGCAAAUCGACACAAUGAAAUAUGGUUCCUGCAAAGACCGUAGCCUCCCACUUCUGAUACCUAGCAUUAUCCAAAUUCAGUAUGUACACAAUGGCGCACUUAAAUUUGCGAGUGAAUCAUGUCAGGCUAGUCAACAGCUUUAUAAGUCUUUGUGAUAAACUAUACACAAUUUUAAAUCCUAUUUUCCUAAAGUACAUAUUACAGUCUGUCAAAUUAGCAUGACAAUCAAUCCAAUUUAGUUAUUGAGCCAUCAGUGUUAAUAUCUGAAAUUUUACUGCCAAUUUUGAAAAAGUCUUAUACACAAUUUCUUAUUAGAUACUUCAGUUUUACAGUUUAUCCAUAUUUCUUUGAGAUUUAUAGUACUUUUCAAAUUGAUUCAUGUAAUCUUCUUAAACAAGGGUAAAUUCAAGUCACAAACGUAUACUUCAUAAGUUCUAGUGUUAAAAUACUGAACUGUUUUUAGAUUUUUUAAAUAUUAACAUAUUAAAUAUUUUUCCAGUACAGCAUCUCUAGGGUGCCCUAAACAUUUAGCUUGAGAUUUUCAAAAGUGCUCAGUGUUGGCCCAACUCUGCUCAAAUCGAAGACCAUAAUAAAAGUUGGGAGCAGAGUCUGGUCAAUGCUGAGUGCUUUUGAAAAAUCCCACUCGAGUACAGGUUUUCCCCACACUUCUCAAAAAGAUAUUUAACCAAAAUAUUUGUCAUCUUCGAAAUAGAGUGUCCAGGAUGUGAAGAGUCAGUUGCAUUGCUCAUUCAAGUUUUGUUAGUAAAUAGUUCAGUUUUUCCUUUUUUUUUAAAUUCACUACCACACCCCCAUAUAUGACUGAAUAUUGUACUCAGCAGACAGAGGAUAGGCAUCAUUCCUGCUCAGCUGUUUAACUUACUCAGUGACAUGAACUUUAAAAACUAGAGCUUUGCCUAGAUAUUCAGAAUAUAGUAAUCAAGGCAGAUUAAUUGGCAUCACAGAAACUUGAAGGGAUAAGUCUCCUGACUGAAAUAUUGGUAUUUAGGGGUACAGCUUGUUCAGUAAGGACAGAAAAUGUGUGUGACAUCAUGGUAGGAGUCAAAUAUAGACCACCAGGAAGAGGUGAUGAGGAAUCUCUAGAAAAGACAACGGAAAUAUCAAACACAAGACCGGAUAGUAAUGGGGGAAUAACUAGGUAGACAUCCGUUGGAAAAGUAAUAUGGCAAAGCACAAGUUCUUGGAAUGUACUGGGAACAACUUGGUAUUUCAGAAACUGCAGGAAGUAACCAGGGGACAGCCAUUUUAGACCAGAUUCCAACCAAUGGGGAGGAAUUGGUAGGGAAUCUGAGGUUCGAAGGCAAUUUGGGAUAGAAUCUAUCAUUUCUUGAUCAGUUUAAGGAAAGAAAGGAGGGAGAGCAGCAGAAUAAGGACACUGCACUUCAAACAAGCAGACUUUAACAAACUCAGAACUGGUAGGUAAAGUUCCAUGGGAAGAAAAAUCUAAGUGAUAAAGGAAUUCAGGAAAUCUGGCAGUUUCUCAAGGAGACAAUAUUAUAGACAGAACAGCCAUCUAUCCCAAGUGAAGGAAAUAUAGGAAGAAUAGCGAGGGGCAAAUAUGGCUCCAUUAUGAGGUCUUCAAGGACAUGAACAUCAAAAAGGAAUCCUACAAAAAGUGGAAACAUGGACAAACUACUAGAGAGCAGUACAAAAAGAACAGCACAAGCAUGCAGGGACAAAAUCAGAAAGGCUAAGGCACAAAAUCCGUUACACUGAGCAAGGGAUAUAAAAGGCAAUUUGCAACUAUCUUUGAGAUCUUCUGGAGGAUGGGUGAGGUCCCAUAGGACUGGAGAAGGGACAAUGUAGUACCUAGCUUUAAAAAGGGGGAAAAAAAGAGGACCUGAGGAUUCUAAACCACUCAGCCUAACAUUGAUACAUGAAAGAUGCUGGAACAAAGUAUUAAUCAAUCAGUUUGUAAGUACCUGGACGAGAAUAGAGUUAUAAAGGAUAGCCAGCACAGAUUUAUCAAGAACAAAUCAUGCCAAAUCAACCAAACAUCAUUCUUUGACAGGAUUAUUGGAGGGCUAUUGGAGGGUUAUAGGAGGAAAGAUGUGAUGUAUCAUGAUUUUAGUAAGGCUUUUGACACAGUUCCAUAGGACAUUCUCAUAAGCAAACUAAGAAAAUGUGGUCUAAAUUAAAUUACUAUAAGGUGAGUGCACAACUGGUUGAAAGACCAUACUCAGAGUAGUUAUCAGUAAGGCUGCAAAUCUGUCACAGAGGUCACGGAUUCCAUGACCUCAGUGAUUUCUGCAGUGGCCAAACACACUGGCUGCUGCUGGGGCAGUCUGGGCCACCCCCCUUCCCUACUCCUAGCAGCAGCAGGAGUUUGGGUGGGGGGCAGGAGGGGGUGAGCGUUCUGGGUGGUGUUUACCUCAGAGGGGCUCCCUGGAAGUGGUGACAUUCCCCUUCCUCAGCUUCUAGGGGGAAGUGCAGCCAGGGGGCUUUGCGCACUGCUUCUGCCUGCAGGCACCAUACCCACAGCUCCCAUUGGUUGC
Molecule: messenger RNA, 3330 nt
Organism: Mauremys reevesii (Reeves's turtle)
Lineage: Eukaryota; Metazoa; Chordata; Testudines; Geoemydidae
Product: heme-binding protein 2-like
Exons: 5
Coding region: 51-860 (269 amino acids)
Source: RefSeq, a predicted model, not a curated record